ACAUGAUGGGGCCACCUCAUGCCCCCCCUCCAGAGCCCAUAGCUCCCCCGGGUCGCUCUCAGCAGCUGGGCUGGGUCAGGAUGGGGCAGCAGGGCAGAGCCAAAGUGUCUGAACGCAGCCGCUGCCCGCAGGGAAAAAUGAAAGUGGCUCCGAGCCCUGGGGGAUCAAGGCUGAGGCUGGGGGGGAACCAGGCUGCCAGGGCUGCUUUCGCUUUCCCUUCGCCUUGGCCCGGCUGGCAACGGCAUCGGCACCGGCACGGCAGCUGAAGGGUUCGGGGUGCGGCUGCAGGGACGUCGCCCCAGUGCUGAGGAGGGAGCACCAGCUGCCCCAUGAGCCUGACUGUCGCUCUCCUGCUCCUCACCCAGCUCAGCUCGCUGUGGGGCCUGGGAACAGACGAGCUGCCUGUGCAGCUGCCCGCGACCUCGGAGGCAGUGCUGGGGGGCACUGCGCUGCUGAGCUGCACCUACCCCCCCGAGGCGGACCUGAUCCUGUACUGGACCCGGCUGGGGCCGGCCAGCGAGAGGAACGUCUACACCUACUACAGAGGGGAACAGCUGGCCUCACACGAUGACCCUGCCUAUCGGGGCCGGGCCACUGUCCCAGCUGGGCAGCCCGGGCGUGGGGACGGGGCCCUCUGGCUACACAACGUGACACUGGCUGAUGAGGGCAGGUACCGGUGCCGAGUAAAGAGCAACCGGGGCAUGGGCUUCGCGGAGACGGAGCUACGGCUCAUAGGCCUGUACCGUCUAUCCUGGCUCCAGCCCCAGCCGUGCUCCCCCUCCCUGCAGAACGUGACACUGACCUGCCGCGCAGAGGGCGGCUACCCCCUCGCCAGCGUCACCAUCCACGACAGCACCGGCAGGGACUACGGGGCCGGGACGCUGGCUGCCAAGGACCCCCAGGGGCUGUACAGUGCCGCCCACACGGCCGACGUGCCCUGCUCCCCCCCCGCCAGCUACACCUGCAUCGUCAGCACCAACUUCCUCCAGCAGAACCGCACUGGGACGCUGCUCCGGGAAGAGCCACAGCCAGCAUGGAAGGGCUGGGCUGGCAUUGCCAUGGGCAUUGGCUUGGCGGUGGUAGUGCUGGGGAGCGGAGCACUCUGGGGGCAGAGGCACCGGGAACCCCACCCCUCAUGGGAGGCAGAGCCAGCCCGGGAAGAGGCCCUGUUGGAGGGCACCAGCCCCACCUGCACGAGGAGGGGGGACCCACCAGACAUCCUCCAGGUGCCACGCUCAGCCAGCCAACAUCUCACAACGCCCCCGUCAGUGCCUGAGCUCUGGCCUGGCUCCAGCCCCGGGCCCAGCCAUGCCAGGACGCCUGGGUUCACCUGCUGACGGGCUGAGACUGUUUCCCUUUCCGUGGGCUGGAGCUUCGCUCGGCCUCAGGACCCAGACCCCCAGCACAGUCAAUAA
Gopherus evgoodei (Goodes thornscrub tortoise) is the source of this 1415-nucleotide messenger RNA. RefSeq names its product CD276 antigen-like. The coding region runs from base 330 to 1337 and encodes 335 amino acids. The record is from RefSeq and is a predicted model, not a curated record. Lineage: Eukaryota; Metazoa; Chordata; Testudines; Testudinidae. The transcript has 6 exons.